Molecule: messenger RNA, 391 nt
Organism: Octodon degus (degu)
Lineage: Eukaryota; Metazoa; Chordata; Mammalia; Rodentia; Octodontidae
Product: KIAA1143 ortholog
Exons: 3
Source: RefSeq, a predicted model, not a curated record
GCGUUGUGCUCCGCGACCCAAGGAAUUGAGUCUUCUUGGAGCUGUCAUGAGCCAGCGAAACCGGGUGUCGUACGUGCGGCCCGCCGAGCCCGCGUUCCUGUCUCGCUUCAAGGAGCGAGUCGGCUACCGGGAAGGGCCCACCGUGGAGACGAAGAGAAUCCAGCCGCAGCUCCCAGAUGAAGAGGGUGAUCACAGUGACAAAGAAGAUGAGCGGCCCCAAGUGGUGGUUUUAAGAAAGGGAGACUUGACAGCUGAAGAAGUUAUGAAAAUUAAAGCAGAAAUAAAGGCUGCCAAAGCAGAUGAAGAACCAGCCCCAACUGAUGGAAGAAUCAUGUAUCGAAAACCAGUCAAGCGGCCCUCAGAAGAAAAAUACUCAGGUUUAACAGCAAGC